UCUUCAAUUAAGCCAUUCGUUCCAUUUCAUUUCGCCAGGAAUACUGAUGGCACCUUCCUCGGAUAUUGAUAUCGACCCAGCUUCUGAAGAGGUUCUGCUUACCUUUUAUCGUCGACUAUAUCCUUUCAAGCAACUAUUCAAAUGGUUGAACCGUGGGCCAGAAAGAGCAGAGAAAGAGUCACGUCUUUUUCUGUAUCGAGAGUUCGCCUUCACUCUGCGUAACGACGCUUAUCUUCGCUACAAUUCGUAUUUGAGCGACUUCAAGAUGAAGAAGCAUGUUUGUCUUCUUACUCCAUCGCGUUUUGAGAUAGGGCCUGUUUAUUCCACUCAGCCAAAGGAUAAGAAGACCGUUUGUCCCACUCACUUUAGAGCGGAAAAGCGCGAAGUAGUGUUUGAUAUAGAUAUGACGGAUUAUGAUCCGAUUCGAACAUGCUGCUCUGAGGCUAAUAUCUGCAAACGAUGUUGGGGGUUUAUUGCCAUUGCCGUGGAAGUCCUAGACACAGCUAUUCGUGCACAAUUUGAAUACACUAAACUGCUCUGGGUAUACUCUGGUCGACAAGGUAUCCAUUUAUGGAUAUCGGACAAGGAGGCAUUCGAGUUGAACGACGAUCAAUGGAAGGCCAUGGUGGAAUACUUGACGGUCAUAAAAAAUGGGAAGGAACCUGGAAAGAGAGUCAACGUGCGCUUUGGCAUGAAAGAUCUACCACCUCCAUUAAAAGACGCCUGCCAGGCUAUUAAUCAAACUUUUGAUGAUCUUAUCCUUCAAGACCAAGACUGUUUUGGCUCUCAGGAAGGAUACGAAACUCUUUUCUCUCUUAUACCUGAUGCCAAGUUGGCUUCGCGACUUCGUGAAAAAUGGUCACAAAAGCCAAACAGUCCGUCGUAUAUAAAAUGGGACGAGAUGAGAACGGAGAUAUUGGCAUUGAGAGACAAGCAUGCAAGACAAAACAUGAGAUAUGCCAUGGAAGACAUUCUUCUACAAUAUGCUUAUCCUAGACUGGAUGCUGAAGUUUCAAAGCAUCGUAAUCAUUUGUUGAAGGCCCCGUUCUGUAUACAUCCCAAAACCGGACGAAUAUGUGUUCCUAUUGACCCUAAUCGGAUUAGGGAGUUUGAUCCCGCAACAGUGCCCACAGUAGACUGGCAACGGACAUCCCUCAAACCCUACAUUGACAUGUUCGAAGAAUAUGUGAACAAUGUUCAAGAGAAGCAAACCAAGAUUGAAAUGAGCACCUAUUCACGCAUUUCUGAACCUGUUGUACCUGGAUUAACUCACUAUCCUCCACAGUUACUGACCGUCUGCAUCACAAUGAUAAUUCUCAAUUAG
Molecule: messenger RNA, 1324 nt
Organism: Lentinula edodes (shiitake mushroom)
Lineage: Eukaryota; Fungi; Basidiomycota; Agaricomycetes; Agaricales; Omphalotaceae
Product: prim-pol domain-containing protein
Exons: 7
Coding region: 47-1324 (425 amino acids)
Biological process (GO): DNA replication, synthesis of primer
Cellular component (GO): alpha DNA polymerase:primase complex
Source: RefSeq, a predicted model, not a curated record